AUAUAUAUAUAUAUACACACACAACAUGUAUGCUAUAUUGCCAAAAGUAUUGGGACACCCCUCCAAAUCAUUGGAUUCAGGUGUUCCAAUCACCUCCAUGGCCACAAGUAUAUAAAAUCAAGCACCUAGGUAUGCAAACUGCUUCUAUAAACAUUUGUGAAAGAAUGGGUCGCUCUCAGGAGCUCAGUGAAUUCCAGCGUGACUCCGUGAUAGGUUGCCACCUGUGCAAUAAGUCCAUCCGUGAAAUUUCCUUACUACUAAAUAUUCCACAGUCAACUGUUAGUGGUAUUAUAACAAAGUGGAAGCAACUGGGAACAACAGCAACUCAGCCACGAAGUGGUAGGCCAUGUAAAAUGACAGAGCGGGGGUCA
This is a messenger RNA of Staurois parvus, 371 nucleotides long. Lineage: Eukaryota; Metazoa; Chordata; Amphibia; Anura; Ranidae. The record is from the annotation of a GenBank genome assembly.